Molecule: messenger RNA, 4713 nt
Organism: Manduca sexta (tobacco hornworm)
Lineage: Eukaryota; Metazoa; Arthropoda; Insecta; Lepidoptera; Sphingidae
Gene: egl
Product: egalitarian protein homolog
Exons: 1
Coding region: 130-2700 (856 amino acids)
Biological process (GO): nucleobase-containing compound metabolic process
Molecular function (GO): nucleic acid binding; 3'-5' exonuclease activity
Source: RefSeq, a predicted model, not a curated record
CUUCACCUUCCUCUAUUCUCUAUGGUUCAGGUGCGGAAAGAAAAAGAAAAAUUUCAUGGUGUUGUGGGUGACACAUAUACGUAGAAAAAUUUAGUGUAAGUAAAACACAUUGGCACCAACUGCAGGGAAAUGGAAUCAAUGGAAUAUGAGCUCGCUAGGAACCUCACUCUGUUGUUCUUCGUGGAACGCCUGCUCGAUAAAGGCGAGCCGCGCACGUUACACGAUCUUUCCUGCCAGUUUGGUGCCAAGGGGUUCACCAAGGAGAUGCGGCAAAUCGCUGGCGGGUCGCAGUCGGGAUUGAAGAAGUUCCUGGCUCAGUACCCAGCGUUGUUCAGCAUAGACGGGGACUAUGUUGAUAUCAACACGUUCCAGAAGCAUCCCAGCGGGGCUGGCGCGUCCUCCAACAACGACUACAUCGAAGAAGCGAAGCAAUACUUCGCCAGUAAAAUGGUCCAGUAUGGCGAGGGCACCGAGGUGCCGAUCAAAAGCCUGCUCGGCCACCGCAGCCAGGCCUCGCCGCAGGUGCGGCACAUCUCCGGGCAGCGCAUCAAGGAGUUCAAGGAGUUCCUAAUGAAGCACCCAGAUACGUUCCAAAUCGUCGACGACAACGUCAUUCUAGUCAGUGAGAAUCAUAGGCGAGACAACGCACACACAAAUUCAGAGCAGUUCCAUAACCUGCCCGUGGCCAACAUCAACACGGACACCGCCCAGCAGCUGCUGGACUACAUCGCGCAGUGCAUCGAAGCCAAAGGGCCUGUAAUGGUGGACCAGCUCUUCCAUCUCAUUGUGUCACGUUUCCCACAAGAGUACUGGUAUCAGAUGUUCAAAUCGCCGGCAGACUUGAGUGCAUUCCUUAAACUGUUCUCGGACAGUUUUCACGUCCAAGCAAACCUUGUCACACUUAUCAGCAAACCAAAAAUACCUGUUAUGUAUCUAAAUGCUAAAUCAAAAGUAAAGACUGAUACACCAAAGCCUGUGGUCGAAGAAAAAUCCCCGUCGCCCGUCCCUCCCACAGUGGUGAGCCCAACUCCUUCAGAUGGCAAGAAGAGCCCUGCAAAUAGAAUACUCAGUCCCACAGAAUCUCCCCGAGGUCCUCAAGCUAACAUUGCCAACCAGACUUUGAAGCAGAGGAUCAAUUCUAUUGUUAUAAAGAAUUUGGCUGAGAAUAUGGUCAGGGACAGGGUAAACAAUCAUUUGAAUGCUCAGAGGAGUUCAGAAGAAACCAAUGGCCUGCCCAGCUUGAGAAACAGUGUUGUUGGAGAAGCAUGGAGGCAGAAAGUCCUGCAGUGUACCACAGUGAUAGCCAGUGUCAGAGAAUGUGCUACAUUAAUUGAAAGUAUUAUGGCACCGAAACGUAAUGCAAAGAACAUAGUGUCCUUUGACUGCGAAGGUAUUAACCUUGGCCUUAAAGGAGUGUUGACUUUGUGUCAGAUUGCAACUAUGAAUGGUGAGGUCUACAUAUUAGACAUAAUGACAUGUCCAGGAAUGAUCAUAGAGGGCAAAAUAAAGGAAUUAUUGGAAAGCGAGCAUGUUAUAAAAAUAAUUCAUGACUGCAGGAAUGAUUCAGUCAAUUUACACAAUCAAUUUGAGAUCAUAUUGAAAAAUGUGUUUGAUACUCAAGCCGGUCAUGCUGUUUUGCAGUUGCAACAGCAGGGUGUGCCUGUUUAUAAAGUGAAAAAUCUUAGUCUCAAUGCCUUGUGUGAAUUGUACAAUGCACCAAUGAAUCCGAUGAAGGAACAAUUGAAGAAUGUAUACCGUAGAGACCAGAGGUAUUGGGCAAGGAGACCGCUGACUAAAGAUAUGAUCAUUUACGCUGCUUCCGAUGUACUUUCCUUGGUAAACCCUGCUAUUUAUGCCUACAUGUCUUCUAAUAUUAAACCAGAUAAUCAGCAGCUAUUUGAGGAAUUGAGCAAUGAGCAAGUGUUUAUGCAUAUACAACCAACAGAGGUGAAAUUGCGUAAACGUCAGAGAAAAAUAAACACCGAAGUAGGUGAACUCAAACAAAAAUUGUCUGAGAGUACUAAAAAUAUUGUGCUGAGCAAUAGGGAGAUCAGAUUGCUGAGAUAUUUAGAGCUAACUGAAGAGGAGAAGGAGAAAUUGAAGGGCUGUCACAAAAUAUCCAAAAAAUUGGAAAAAUUGGAAGCCAUUGGCCAGGACAAGGACUCUGAUUCAGAUGAUGAUGACAGAGAAAAUGAAAUGGCUAGUUUGGAGUCCAAUCCUUCAGAUCCAAUCUCUUCUCCACACUCUACACAGCCUCCCAGCCUCACAGAAUCCAUGCAGAUGAUGGAUGAGAUUCUCUCUGACACAAACAUGGACAAGGUUGAAAAAAUCAAUCGUUUGGAGGCUAUACUAUCUUCAGUGGCACCCCUCAGUGGUGAAUUGGAGGAAAAAUUCUCACAGACAAUGGAACAAACACUGCCAUUGCUCAAAAAUAAGGACUGGUCCAAUCUAAGCCAAAUUUUGAACAUAGGUGAUGUAAACCAGAAGAAUUGCUGCUGUAAAUGCCAUAAUUCCAAUUUUGAUGAUGUGAAGUGCAAUGAUCUCAAUGAAGCGAAGAAAUCGGAGGUCGGCUCGCAAACGCUGAGCACUGGAGACAUAGUGAUCACCAGGAUCCACUUCAGGGAAGAGGACAAGGCCAACGAGAGGAUCCUCGACGCGUCCCCCCUCAGCAAAAGGGUGGGCAUAAACAAUAUGUCUUGAUGACACUCAGAUUUUAACAAUACUUCCAUAUUUCUGAGUGCCACAAUUUAGUUUCGAAACACUUCUGUAUGUGAUGAUAUUUUUUUUAUAUUUUACUUUAGUCGUAAGUUUAAAAUGUAACUGGUCCCCGCAACCAUCGACGCGUCUCGUCGGUCGCGAUACGUCGGGGUACGUUUGAGCUAGAUAAUAUGAAUUAAAGAUGUGAGGUCGCGCAUUAAGUGUACACCUACGCUAUAUGUUCAUUUGAGCGGAGACAAGAAAUGUGCACUCGAAUAAGUGCAACAGUUAUUCGCAUAAUAAAACGGCUACUCAGUUCCAUCCUCUGGAAAUGUCAGUAUGUGCUGUUACACACAUUAUUUUACUAAUUUAUUUUUUUUAUGUCGGCUAUUGCCCGUUAAGCAUCCCAAACUUAAAUGUGAUAAGAUUUCAAGGCCUUUUGUCUCGGUCUAUUUUGAAUUGUAAAUAAGAUAAAUUCUGAUUAGCUCGCGUAAUCUUUACAUCGGGAAAUCUCGAUGUUGAUCGAGUGUUAUACGUCAAUGUAUAUACCAUCUUAUUUAUUUUAAUGCUAACAUAUUGUUUAGUAGCCCCGUAGCUAUUAAAUGUAUAUCGAUGAUGGCAAUAAUAGGCGUAUAUAGUGAAGGUUUAAUUGUAAUAUAUUUAACAGAGAUGUUUAAUACACGUAUUUUAAAAACACGUUUAAAAAAAUAUUAAAAAAUGGUAUAGGGUUAGUGUUAUUGAAAGAGAUUUUAUCUAGUAGAUGUGGUGCUUGGAAAAGUUUCGGUCAUUUUUUUGUUACGUAGAGGACUAUACUGCCUUCAUUGUGAGAUUGUAGAUAAUCUUGUAAUGAUAACUGAUAAGGUUGUAGCUUUGGUUUAAUAAUAUUUUGUGCCUUCGAGUCAUAUCCGACGGAUGCCUUUAUUAACAUGUGAAAAUGUAGGAUUUUAUACAUAUUACGUAGUUUGUGUAACCACGACAUUUAGAUGGAUUUAUUGGUUGGUGUCACACUUAGGAUAAACAAUAACGCCUACCACUUGUAACGCUAGGUUGUUGAUAAUGAAGUUUCUACUUCAACUCACAAUUUAUAUGGUAGCUUUUAAGAUGCCACUAAGCGGCGACUUUAUCAAAAUGGCGGGUGAACAAUGACUACGAAUAAGGUCAUGUUUUAGAAAAAUAUCCGCGCCGUGGACAAAUUUCUUUAUAGUUAUCGAAAAUUAAACUAAGCAUGUUGAAAUCAUUCGAAUAGUUUAUUUUUACGUUAUAAUUACAGUAUAUGAUGUGUUAAAAUUUUAGUGCUGUUUAAACGCUUCUUGCUUUGUCGUGGCGGCUGUUGCAUGUAUUUUCAACGUACCCUCAUUUCACGUAUUACGCAUCAGUAUUUUAUUUUACUUUUUUGUUGUAUAUCACAUAGUAAAUUCUGCACUGAACUGUUCGAAAGUGCAAUUAGUGAAAUAUACUCUUAUUUAUAUAUGCAUAAUAAGUUUUUUAGUUUUGUGUUAUCAAAAUUAUGUAAAAGGCAUAAUUAUACAUUGUCAAUUUAAUAAUGUCUGCAGAUUCUAUGUGUUUUCAAUAAUGUGAACACUUGUGAUACAUUGAUGUGUAGUCGAUGGCUAAAUCCGCUCCACACAGUCUGCAGUCAUUCUGUUGCGACUAUCCAGUAACGUCUUUUUAUAGCUAAUUAGAUACAUUUUAUUUUCGGCAAACGUUCCGUGCCUUAUAUAUUGCACAAUUUAUGAGAAAUUUACACGUUUUACGUAUAUAUUUCGUAUUAUAAAAGUUUAUUUUUAAUCAGUGCCACUAACUUUUUACUAUUUGUAAGCAUUUUGAUAGUCAUUGUUAGUGUAUCCCUCGUUUUGUUUUCUAACACAAGAUGUUUAGAAAUUUUUAUUUCUACCUACUUAACCGAGUUUAUUCGCUUACUACCGUGAAAGUCGGUAAUAUUGUAAUGUGGCAGAUUGUCGGUUACUAAUUUGCGCAUUGUUUAUGUUUAUUAUGAAUAAAAAAUUGUAAAAUAUC